CUCUUCGCCGUGUACACAACGAUCUAUACUCCCCACUCCUUUGAUUUCGAACACAACGAGCUCACUAGUCAUUUACUGUAUACGGUAGUAAGGCAACGUGACUAAUGUAAUAUGUAGUAGUGUUACAUCCAUAAGAAGAAAAUUAGAGAGAGAGAGAUGACGGUAAAAAAGAAAAAAACAAAAAAGGAAUUAAAAGGGCAUACAUACCUAUAAAAGUGAACGUAUAUGAUGCGAAUGUAUUUUUGACGAGGACUUUAAUUUGUGUCCUAAAAAAUGAUAUUUUUUUCGACGAUGCGAUUGUUUAUAACGUCUGUAACAUAACCUCAAUUUCGUUGAUUUUGAAAAUUAAGAGUUAAGUUGAAACGACAAAAUGUCAGAUGUACGUGAUAUAUUGGAUAUCGAAGUUCCAACUACAACGGAACUUACGAAAGAAUCUAUUUUGGGAAGUGAUAAAAAGAAUAAAAAGAAAUAUGAGUAUAAGGUACCCAAACGUCCAGAGGGUAUGCACAGAGAGGUGUUCGCUUUAUUGUGCAAGGAUAACAAUGACGUACCACCAUUAUUUCCAACCGAUACGGCUAAGGGAUAUAAACAAGUUAGAGCUAAGUUAGGUAUGAAAAAGGUAAGACCAUGGAAAUGGACUCCGUUUACUAAUCCAGCUAGAACUGAUGGUGCUGUUUUCCAUCAUUGGAGACGAGUUGCUGAUGCAGGAAAGGAAUAUCCUUUUGCUAAAUUUAAUAAAAAAGUACCCAUACCAACGUACACAAAUGCAGAAUAUGUUCAACAUUUAGUUACUAAUGGUUGGACUCGAGCAGAAACAGAUCAUUUGUUUGAUUUAUGUAGAAGAUUUGAUCUUAGAUUUAUUAUAAUUAAAGAUAGAUGGGAUAGAGCCAAAUUUCCUGCCAGAACUGUUGAAGAAUUGAAAGAAAGAUAUUAUCAAGUUUGCGCAGCCUUGACUAAAGCAAAAUCUCAUACAGAUAGAGUUUACUCUUUUGAUGCAGAACAUGAGAAACGUAGAAAAGAACAGCUAAAGAAAUUAUUCGAACGGACUCCGGAACAAGUGGAAGAAGAACAGACUUUAUUAGCUGAAUUGCGUAAGAUAGAACAAAGAAAGAAGGAAAGGGACAGAAAAACUCAAGAUUUGCAAAAACUUAUAACAGCAGCGGAUCAUCAAGCAGAUCCUAGAAAAAGCGAAAGAAAACCUUCCAAAAAAAGUAGUAAUUCUUCUAGGAACAGACCAAAUAAAACUGAUGCUUCUCAUGCUGUAGAAUCUGCCGGUAUUAAGUUCCCUGACUUCAAAAACAGUGGAGUUUCAUUGAGAUCGCAAAGAAUCAAAUUGCCAAGUAGUCUUGGACAAAAAAAAAUGAAAGGCAUCGAACAGAUGUUAAACGAAUUAAGCAUAGAAUUAAAUCCUCCACCUACGGAACAAAUAUGUCAGCAAUUUAAUGAAUUAAGAAGCGACAUAGUGCUUCAUUAUGAAUUACGAAGUGCUUUAUCUACCUGCGAUUAUGAAUUACAAUCGUUAAGACAUCAGUACGAAGCCCUUGCACCAGGAAAAACUCUGACAAUACCGCCAGCCCUAUUACCAAAAACAGAACCCGAUGUAAAAGGAGACAUAAUAGAUGUUGUAGGAUCACCGAGUAUGCCAAAUGUAAAUCAUUAAGCAUUAAUUAACUAAGCAUUGUAAAUAUCAUAUUAUCUAAAUCAAUCGAUUUGUAUAUAAUUAUGCGAAAUAAUUAAUCCAUUGGCUUUUGAAAUAUUUCUUCUAUUCUGUAAGGUUUCUACAUUCUGUGAAACAAAUAAAAACGAGUGAACAAAAUUAAAAUUCUUUCAAAG
Vespa velutina is the source of this 1833-nucleotide messenger RNA. It is a transcript of the gene DMAP1, whose product is annotated as DNA methyltransferase 1-associated protein 1. Gene Ontology annotation, molecular function: transcription corepressor activity. The coding region runs from base 371 to 1660 and encodes 429 amino acids. Gene Ontology annotation, biological process: chromatin remodeling; negative regulation of transcription by RNA polymerase II; DNA repair. Gene Ontology annotation, cellular component: NuA4 histone acetyltransferase complex; Swr1 complex; nucleus. The record is from RefSeq and is a predicted model, not a curated record. NCBI's taxonomy places the organism in Eukaryota, Metazoa, Arthropoda, Insecta, Hymenoptera, Vespidae. The transcript has 6 exons.